Messenger RNA from Salvelinus fontinalis (brook trout), 4737 nucleotides. RefSeq names its product sodium/potassium/calcium exchanger 1-like. Gene Ontology annotation, cellular component: membrane. Gene Ontology annotation, biological process: long-term synaptic depression; long-term synaptic potentiation; calcium ion transmembrane transport. Gene Ontology annotation, molecular function: calcium channel activity; calcium, potassium:sodium antiporter activity. The transcript is spliced from 9 exons. The record is from RefSeq and is a predicted model, not a curated record. Lineage: Eukaryota; Metazoa; Chordata; Actinopteri; Salmoniformes; Salmonidae. Bases 1 to 2184 code for a protein of 727 amino acids.
AUGUAUUGUACCCAAAGGAAGAGACUGAAGCUGAGCCGAGUCAUAUUCCUCCUGUCUGGUGUUCUACUGUGUUGUCUCUACCAGCUGUCUAUCACCUCCAAGCUCUCCCCAGGACCCUGGCCCCAUGCCCUGCCCCAAAUAGGUGAGGGGUCUGGGGAUGGAGAGGGACUGACAGGGGCCCUCCUGGAGGAAGUUGCAUUGGAGACCUUAAGGGAGGGGGGACGCAGUAUUGACACACAAGAGGAGGAAAUUAUAGAUUUAAUGACAACUGAAGUGUACGAUUAUUACUCUGAGACAACUACAGAUGAUGUCACACCCUCCACUACCACUGAGGUCUCAUCAUCAUCAUCGUCAUCAUCCUCAUCAGUGACUACAAUCCGGACUAUCGUUCACUGCAUCUAUGUAGACCCAGAGCCUCCCAUUCAGAUCCCCACCCUGCCCAACCCACCACCCACCCAUCUAGUCCCCAACACCACCCAAUCCUCCCCUGCCGACCCGGGGGACGCCCCUCAUCAGAAAGGAGACUACCCCACUGAUAUCUUCUCCGUGGAGGACCGGAGACGAGGCUGGGUGUCGCUCCACAUCUUCGGGAUGAUGUACAUGUUCGUCUCACUCGCCAUUGUGUGCGACGAAUUUUUUGUCCCCGCGCUCGGCGUCAUCACAGACCAGCUGGCCAUCUCCGACGACGUGGCCGGGGCAACCUUCAUGGCGGCAGGAGGCUCCGCUCCGGAGCUGUUCACCUCUCUGAUUGGAGUGUUCAUCUCUCAUAGCAAUGUGGGCAUCGGGACGAUCGUGGGGUCGGCGGUGUUCAAUAUCCUGUUUGUCAUCGGGAUGUGUGCCGUCUUCUCCAGGGAGAUGCUACACCUCACCUGGUGGCCCCUGUUCAGGGACGUCUCCUUCUACAUCAUAGACCUGAUCAUGUUGAUAAUCUUCUUCCUGGACAACACCAUCAUGUGGUAUGAGAGUAUAAUGCUGGUGGCUGGCUACAGCUCCUAUGUCUGCUUCAUGAAGUACAAUGAUCAGCUGGAGGCAGCAUUCAAGAACCAGCUCAGGAAACACCAGCACAUCAUUAAUAUCAUCACUGUGGCUGUUGAGGAUGAACCUGACAAGGACAAGACAGCAAGUCAGAAUAGUAGCCCUCCUGCCGCAGAAGACAAGAAACUAUUAAAGUUGAAGCCUGUCCUCCAGAGAGGAGGAAGUUCAGCCUCUCUGCACAACUCCACCAUGAGGAACACAAUCUACAAGCUGAUGAUUCACACACUAGACCCCCUGGGAAACAACAAAGAACCAGCCGUCCCUGCACCCUCAGCCGCCCCAGUUCCAGCCCCUGGCCCUGCCCCUGCUCCAACCCCAGCCAAGGAGGAGGAGACGAAGGAGGAGAAGAAGGAGCAGCCAGAGGGUCAGAUGGAGGACAAAUCGGCAGCAGUUGGUUCGUCUUGUAGUGAGGAUGAUGAUGAUGAUGACGAUGAUGAUGAUGACAGUGAUGAAGAUAGUUCUGAUGAGGAAAGUUCUGAUGAAGAUGACGAUGAGGAAGAUGAUGAUGAUGAUGAUCUUGAUGAUAAUGACAAGCCUCUGUCUUUGGUGUGGCCGGACACCAGAUGUAAACAGGCCACCUAUCUGUUCCUCCUGCCUAUAGUCUUCCCUCUGUGGCUCACCGUACCCGACGUCCGUAACCCGCUAUACAAGAGGUUUUUUGUGAUCACCUUCCUGGGGUCUAUCCUAUGGAUCGCUGUCUUCUCCUACCUCAUGGUGUGGUGGGCACAUCAGGUGGGAGAGACCAUAGGCAUCUCAGAGGAGAUCAUGGGCCUAACCAUCCUGGCUGCAGGAACGUCCAUCCCUGACCUCAUCACUAGUGUUAUUGUGGCCCGUAAAGGACUGGGGGAUAUGGCUGUGUCCAGCUCUGUGGGCUCCAACAUCUUCGACAUCACCAUGGGCCUGCCAGUCCCGUGGUUAAUGUGGUCGUCGCUCCAUGGUUUUGCUCCGGUGCCCGUCAGCUCCAACGGUCUGUUCUGUGCCAUUGUGUUGCUAUUCCUCAUGCUCCUCUUCGUCAUCAUCAGUAUUGCUGUGUGUCAGUGGAAGAUGAACAAGAUGCUGGGAUCUACCAUGUUCCUUCUCUAUUUUGUCUUCCUGGUGUUGAGUGUUCUGCUAGAGGACAGAGUUAUCAUUUGUCCUGUGUCCAUCUGACACUCUAUUGUCUUCCUGGUGUUGAGUGUUCUGCUAGAGGACAGAGUUAUCAUUUGUCCUGUGUCCAUCUGACACUCUAUUGUCUUCCUGGUGUUGAGUGUUCUGCUAGAGGACAGAGUUAUCAUUGAUUGAUUCAUUGAUUGAUUGAUUGAUUGAAUUUAUUUGACAAUUUGUCGAAUACAUAAGGGCGCUUCAGACGGUGACACCUCCACAAAAUAGUUGUUUGUUUCAUAACAUGAGAUUAUUAGUACAAUUUCCUAAUAAACAUUAAGUGCACACACACACCCAAACGUACACACACACACACACACACGUACGCACACAGAAACUUACACACACAUGCUGGAGGAUCAAGUCAUUAUAUGCUCUGUUUCCAUCUGAGACUGAUUGUGUGAGGCCUCUCUUUUGAGACUGAUUGUGUGAGGCCUCCCUUUUGUCCAGCAUGGUGUCUGACCAGAUGAGUCUACAGGCAUGGUUCCAAAUUAAAGGGAUACUUCAGUUUAAAGGAAGUUGCUAACUAGCGUUGCGAAUAGACACCAUAGACGUCCAGUCAUUACGCUAACACUAGUUAGCAUUGGCUCGCGAAACUACCUCUAAUUUUCUUCAUACUGGAUGCAGAGACAUAAAGACAGUAUCCACGAGUUCCUCUGACUCUGGGGGAGUACAUAAAGGGCUUCGUUGCCAACAUCCUGAAGUAUCCCUUCAACAUUUUUUACAGAGUUAGGAGCACCAGAAAAGAGGAUGUGUUUAAUUCAUAGUGAUACAGACUAUAUUGGGCUUUUAUGAAUUCUACUUUUGAAGCACGUGUUGUGUCCUAGAAACGAAUAAGUAACAAGACAUGGUAUCAAUAACAAGAUCAAACUAGCUGAAACGAGCUGAAACGAGCUGAAACGAGUCACUUACUAUUCGCCACAUGGCAGCUUGUUGUCAUUGUUGCUAGCUGUCUGGCCAUCCAGAACCGUAACAACACAUGGCAGCUUGUUGUCAUUGUUGCUAGCUGUCUGGCCAUCCAGAACCGUAACAACACAUGGCAGCUUGUUGUCAUUGUUGCUAGCUGUCUGGCCAUCCAGAACCGUAACAACACAUGGCAGCUUGUUGUCAUUGUUGCUAGCUGUCUGGCCAUCCAGAACCGUAACAACACAUGGCAGCUUGUUGUCAUUGUUGCUAGCUGUCUGGCCAUCCAGAACCGUAACAACACAUGGCAGCUUGUUGUCAUUGUUGCUAGCUGUCUGGCCAUCCAGAACCGUAACGACACAUGGCAGCUUGUUGUCAUUGUUGCUAGCUGUCUGGCCAUCCAGAACCGUAACAACACAUGGCAGCUUGUUGUCAUUGUUGCUAGCUGUCUGGCCAUCCAGAACCGUAACACAUGGCAGCUUGUUGUCAUUGUUGCUAGCUGUCUGGCCAUCCAGAACCGUAACACAUGGCCUUCUGCCCCUUUGAAGCGCAUGCAUCGUUUUUGUGACAUUGACAGCUAACCUGUCUGUCUAUAUGGGUCAGAUCUUUUGUCCUGGUUGGGCUAGAAGCAAGCCGUUUUCGUUGUAGUAAUGGUAUAACCAUGACGCUAACGAAUCUGCUCUCACUUUGUUCUCUAGGGCACUCUGAAACUAUGGUACAGGGAAGCCUUUUCCUUACAAUUAUUAUCUGAGAGAUUAUUUUCCUAGUCGCUCCCAAAAUAAAACUACUGUUCAUACAACAAAAUAUUUCAUUGCAUAUGCCACCAAACCCUUCGCACUUAAGAGCCCUGUCUACAGCCAUGACUCUGUCCGGCUCGAAGGACCUUUGAAUACAUCAUCAAAAUAUCCCAAUCGUGUGAUUUUCUAAAAGCUGCAGCAAUGUCUACAUUGAGUUGUUGGUGGAUGAUGACUAUCUGAGGCUCUCUGACUGGCAAUGUUAUUGGGAUGUUGCAGAAUUUCAAUCCCUUAAAAAUGUCAGGUCAGCAUUUCUGAAAGUCAGGGCCAAAACCAAAGUAUAAAGAAGUGCGAGUGAGAUGCAUUAUUUAUUUUAUUAAUAAUAUAAUAUUAUUACCAACAUAAAUUACUUUAUUGCUUUAAGUAACUUCAUAAAAGCCCAAGCAGAAGACAAGGCAGUUGAGUAAUAGAUGUACAGAGGGUGAAAAGAUAACGUUAUCUCAGUCAGUAUCAAGGUUAUUUAAAUGUGUUUCUAUUUAUAUUCCUUUUAAGAAUUUUAUUUUAAAUUCAGUUUAGUUUCAGUUCAUUUUCAGAUCUGAUUUCCUAUUUUUUAUUUAGUUUUAUAAAAACAUUUCUAUUUCGUUUUCAUGUUAUUUAGUUUCAGUUUUAAUGUUAGUGUCACGUCUACUCCCGCUCCUCCCCUCCGGAGCUCGACGUUGUCGGUUUACUAACCACCAGUCCUGGGAUCCAUCAUUAUGUGCACCUGCACAUCAUCGUGAGGCACACCUGGACUCCAUUACCUCACUCAUUACCUCCCCAUUAUCUGUCAUUCCCUUAGGUUCUUUCCCCAGGCAGUAUUGAUGCUGUGUUUAUGCGUAGACGCUACUGUUAUGUUGUCUGGUUCAAUGUUUGUUGUUUUAUUAAA